AGUGUUGCAGACAGCGACUCCAGCAGAGUGCAUUUAGCGCUAAUGAUGACAUGCGCAUUUACUGGCAGGAUGCGAAGAGCGCGAAACAACAAUUGAACAGAAAGUCACUUCUGUAGAGAUUGUACAUUGAGUGCACAGUGAAUUGUGCACUACGCUGUGCUACCAUUCAAAAACGCAUAAGGAGGAGUGUGCGCGAGAUUGUUUCCGUUUGUGCGUGUGGGUCAUUGAUGUCGGUGUGUAGGGGCAGCCUGGUCAGCAGGCUAGUCAGUGGCUGAUAUAACAGCGCUCCUCGCCUAUGUUUGAACUUCAUGCCUGAACAUAUGUGUAUGCCAUGUUUUCUAGCGCGGAGCUCUGUCAUGCGAAUCCUCUGGUACGCCCACGCACAGCCCACGCACAGAGCACGCACGCUCGUUCACUCCCAAGACGACACCGAAUCCGUGACUCUCUCCAGUUGAGCUGGUGACGCUGUUCGCUCUCUGGCGGUAGAACGGGGAUGUUUGGCAUUUGUACCGAUUUGUGCUUGCACGGUGGUGCGUCUUCUGUGAGAUGAACGGAUGGAGAGGACCAGUGACCAAAAAUGCCUACAGUCCUCCGCGGCACGGGAAAACUUUCCAUCGUGUGUUCACUGAUUCGUUGCGCAUCUCAGGACAUGACCCAUUCCUGGCCAUCCCAGCAACCCUCAGGAGGGAGUCAGGCCCAGCGCUUCCCCUAUAACCCUAAGGAAGCAAAGCAGCACACAACUCAGCAAACUUGGGAGAAUGUGCAGCAGCUGAGGAUGACCCAGCCUCACGUGGCGCCUCACAAAUCCAUGCUCGCUGAUGACUUGAAGCUCAGCAGUGACGAGGAGGAUGCUGACAAGGACCCUGAGCAGUCAGCCUCCUGGACUGGUAACAAUAGUCUGUCGGAACAGCACACACACACACAUGGUGGGAGGGUGAGACAUUCAUGCUCAGACUCUUCAGGCUCAGACUCUUCAGGCUCAGACUCCUCCAGUGAGUCGGAAGAGGAGAGCAGUAGCCAGCGCCUUCGUAGCCCCAGCCCAGAAACACACUCCAAUCCGGGGACACCCACCGACGCUCAGUCCCUCGGCUGCACCGAGGAGACAGAUCACCCCCCCACCACUCAAUGGCAGCUGGAUAAGUGGCUGAAGAAAGUCCGAAAAAAAUCCUCCUCCUGGGAUUCCAGCAACCGUGACCACACCCAGAGAGCUACAGAACACAGCUCGCCCUCCCCAGACCCCCACAGAGCCCCGUCUCCAGCCAGAUCCUGGGGGACCAGAGAGGACUACAGCCCCGGCCAGAGCCCUGUUCCCAGCCCACACUUCAACUACAGCCCCAGUCAUAGCUCUCGGCCUAGCCCUGGCUACAGCCCCUGUCCCAGUCCUUGCCACAGCCCAAGACACAGCCCCAUCCUUAGCCCGGUCCCCAGUGUCUGUCUGAGUCCCUGCCUCAGCCCCAGAGCCAACCGCGACCCUAGCCCCAUACCCCGACACCCCCCUAAGAGUCCUAGUCCCAGCCUUACUCAGUCUACCUCCCGUCACUAUCCUCAGGUUCGGAGUCCUCAUCAGGAAAGCUUCAGGCCUCUCACGCGGCCGAGCUUAACAUCCAGCCCGAGCCAUAGACCCAAAAUCAGGAUCGCACCUGCUCCCAGCUUUGAGUCCAAGAGCAAACUGAGGCACAGUUCCUCUCCCCAGCCUCCACUUCAGCACGGCUCCAGGCCUAAACCCAAACAGAGCCAAUCUGUUCCCACUCCCAAGAACACAGCCAAGGCAGCCCCUGCGCUGAGCACUGAGCCGAGCCACAGACCCAGACCUAGUCCCAACUCCAGUCCCAGGCUUCAUUCUCAGCCUAGGUUGAAACACAACCCCAUCCUAGCACUCAAAACCAGCCAACAACUAACAACCUCUGGACAAAGGCCCAAGGAGAGUAGCAGACUCAGCCACAAUUCCAACUCCAAACCCAGGCCCAAGUUUGGGCCUAGUUUGACAACCAGCCUCAGUACCAGUCCCAGUCCCACACCCAGGGCCAAGACCUUACCUCCCGCAGGCCCUAGUAGAGAGACCAGCAGCAGAGUUGGUCACAGUUCCAAAUCGAGUCCCAAGCCACAUUCUCGGCCGAUCUCCAAAGCUGGUUCUGGGCCUAGCUCUAGAUCCAGUCCUAUACCCAAAGUCAAGUCCCGGGAGAACCCUGCUCCCCACCCAAAGCCUCCACAGAGGAAGCCCCAUUCCAGGGAGAGAGAACGGGAGGUGGACAACCGGAGAGAGACCCAGGCAGUAGACAGGAAGGCAGACAGGCAGGCAGAGGGAAGGGGGCGGGGUAAUGUAGAGAGACAGGGAGAGAGGCCAGGGGAGAAACAGGGAGAGAGAAGACUGGCAGAGGAUAAGUUGAUUAGACGCCCCUGGGUCCAGAGUUCAGAGGAGGAAGAGGACGUAGAGGAGAGAAAGAGGAGGAGGGAGGAGAGAGAGAAGGAGGAGAAGAGGAGGAGGAGGAAGGAGCAGCAGCAGCAGAGAGGUGAAUGGCAGGCGGUCCAGCCCAAGCAGAGACCUCACACCAACAGCGAGCAACACCGCAAUCCCAUUGAUCCACAACGCCACGGGACUAAGAAAAAGAGGAGGAGGAAGAGUGAGGAGGAAGAGAGAGAGUCUCAGCCGGACCCUUCCCUUCCGCCGUCGCCCUCCUCCCCCACACCUGUCAUCCCUCCCACAGAUUCCUCUUCUUCAUCAUCUUCCUCAUCAGAGUCCGACUCGGAGCCCAGUCUGCCUCCCAACGUCGCCAAAGUCCCAGCCGACUCCACGUCCAGCCAGCGUCCCAUCCCCAGGAGAGGGCACCAGGGCCCUGGAAGGCCUUCAGACACCAGGCCAGGAGUGCUCUACCCCACUGCCACAUCCAACCAAGCCCACGGGCCGCAGAGCCAGGCAAAGCAGAAACUCUACACCUUGGUCCCGUUUGGGCGUAGUGAGCAAGCCCCAUCCUCACACCGAGGCCUGAGGAAUCUGGUGGUGCAGUUAAACCUCUCCCUGCUCAGCAGAGUACCUGAUACUACGACAGACACCCCAGCCUCUCACAAACACCCCUCCUCUUCCUCUUCCAAGCAAAAAGAGGCCAUGAGACACCUGUACACCCCAGAGACAGAGGGAGGAGACAGCAGGAGGAAACGGAAGUCAGAGAAUGGAAUCCAGCACCACAGAGUGAGUAAGCGGAGUAACUCCCAAACCAACGGCCCCUCAGCCCACACAGAGUCUACAGCUAACAGAGAGAGUAAGCAGAGUAACUCCCACACCAACGGCCCCUCAGCCCACACAGAGUCUACAGCUAACAGAGAGAGUAAGCAGAGUAACUCCCACACCAACGGCCCCUCAGCCCACACAGAGUCUACAGCUAACAGAGAGAGUAAGCAGAGUAACUCCCGCACCAACGGCCCCUCAGCCCACACAGAGUCUACAGCUAACAGAGAGAGUAAGCAGAGUAACUCCCGCAACAACGGCCCCUCAGCCCACACAGAGUCUACAGCUAACAGAGUGAGUAAUCGGAGUAACUCCCAAACCAACAGCCCCUCAGCCCACACAGAGUCUACAGCUAACAGAGUGAGUAAUCGGAGUAACUCCCAAACCAACGGCCCCUCAGCCCACACAGAGUCUACAGCUAACAGAGAGAGUAAGCAGAGUAACUCCCAAACCAACGGCCCCUCAGCCCACACAGAGUCUACAGCUAACAGAGAGAGUAAGCGGAGUAACUCCCAAACCAACGGCCCCUCAGCCCACACAGCUAACAGAUGUCUAGACCCCCACAUAGAUGCCAGACACAACAGGUUCUUGGAGGACUACCUAGACAGUAAGAGGCCACUGUCCCCCCUGUCCCCUCUCUCUGACACCCCGGACCCCACCAAGCCUCCCAUCAAAACAAAGCCCCCAGUGCAGCACUACACAAACAGUGAGGUGCCCAGGACCCAUGCUAAGAUGGAGGUGGAGUGUGUAGGUGUGUCAGGGAAGCCCCCGCACAUGUGUGAAUCCUGGGGACCUCCUUUACAACGGGCAGGGAGCCAGAGAGGAACUGUACUCAACCAUGAACCCCCACAUCAUGCUGAGUACUACAUGCAUGAGGCCAAGAGAAUGAAGCACCGUGCAGAUGCCAUGGUGGAUAAGCUGGGGAAGGCAGUGAACUAUGUGGAUGCUGCUCUCUCCUUCAUGGAGUGUGGCAAAGCUAUGGAGGAGGGACCACUGGAGGACAAGUCACCCUAUACCAUGUACACAGAGACGGUAGAGCUCAUCAGGUAUGCCAUGAGGCUGAAGAACCACUCUGGUCCUGGGGCCAGACAGGAAGAGAAACAGUUGGCCGUACUGUGUUUCCGGUGCCUUGCUCUCCUGUACUGGCAGAUGUUUCGUCUGAAGAAGGACCAAGCCAUGAAGUACUCCAAAGCUCUACUGGACUACUUUAAGAGUUCUCCCAAAGUGCCUACUACACCCCCCAUCUGGAGCGGCUCAGGAAAGGGCACAGGGGGGCCUCCCUCCUCUCUCUCCCCCAGCCCCUCAGCCCUCCCCCUGGGCAGCUCCCCCUCUUCCCUCAUCAACAUUCCCCUGCGUAUCCACCAGAUGGCAGCAAACCACCUGAACAUCACCAACAAUGUCCUAUACAGCUAUGAGUACUGGGAGCUAGCAGAAAGCCUGGUCAGAGACAACAAUGAGUUCUUUAACUACCUGAAUACACUUUCAGGGCCAUUGACUCUCCACAGUAGUAUUGCUCAUGCAGUCCAGUACACCAGACAGGGUCUGCAGUGGAUCCGCAUCAGUGCCAGCGUGGGCUAGUGGCAGGAGGGAGAGAGGGACACAACCAGUGUGAUUAUAAGGGGAGGAUUCCCCCUGCAUUCCACGGAGUCAGGAUUAUUAUUAUGCUUCAAUUCUCAGCAUGUACCGUAAAUGAUGGCUUGGAUUUAUACACAGUGGUGACGCUUUACCUUGUGCUUUAUCUUGAUUGGGGGCAGGUGUUGUUAUUCCUACAAUCAAACAGAGCGAACUGUCUUGGUAUCUCUUUCCUCUUCCUGUUCGGAUUGUCAGUGCAGAUCUACAAAGUGCCACAUGGAUUUAAAGCCUUUAAACUUGCUGCUUUGCCAAAUGUGCCACAUGUGAUGAUGAAACUGUCUAACAAGGACAUUUUAAGAGAAACAUGGCUCAGUGCACCAGCGAGGACUUUAUGAUUCUUCUACUGUACAAAACAUAGACUGUAAAAGAUCCAGAGACCUGGACUACACAAUACAAUGCAUUCAACCACAGUAAAACUCUAACUAGCCUCCGUUGCAAAAAGCCACUGACACAGUGACCAUUUCCUCAAAAAGCCAAUUCCUGUUCACUGGGCAUAGACGCCAGUUCAAUGACUAGUUUUGAUUUACGUUUGGUUGAGUUGUCUACUAACGUGAAUUCAAUGUGAAUAAACAAAAAAUGUCAUCAUGUUAUUGGAUUUAGGUUGGAAAAAAGACUAAAUUCCCUUGCGUUGAUUACUUUUUACAAAUCCAAUCGGUUUUCCAUGUUGAUUCAACGUCAUCACAUUGAUUGUUUUUGUUAAAAUGACGUGGAGACAACAUUCAUUCAACCAGUUUGUGCCCAGUGGGAAGAGACCUGGACUGCAUUUCUGGACUACAUUUCCCAUGAGCCUUUACAGGACGAAUGGAUUCAUCAUGGGAAAGGUGAAGUUGGGAUUUUGAGUUUUCUUUUGGAUUUUCAGACCACUCAUCCCAAAGGGUAGAUCAAGUUACCGGUAACUUUGCUUUUAUGUUUUAUGACUCCACUAUGUGAUGGCCUUUUUAAGGACAUUUUGAGAUACCUUUCACUUUUUUAUGUGCACUGUGUGUGUCAGACCAUUCAUUUUUACAAAAAUACCAAAACUAGAGCAUUUAGAUGUCGUUUUUCUGGCCAGCAUUCAUGUUCCUGUCUUUGCAAAAUUAUUAUUUAUAACAUCGUCUAAUGUGGUUAUCAAAAGUUACAUACCAAAAUGUGUUUCAUAAAUGUCUUUUUGAUAUUGCAAUUUGUAUGUAGGA
Molecule: messenger RNA, 6027 nt
Organism: Oncorhynchus keta (chum salmon)
Lineage: Eukaryota; Metazoa; Chordata; Actinopteri; Salmoniformes; Salmonidae
Product: AF4/FMR2 family member 1-like
Exons: 17
Coding region: 578-4801 (1407 amino acids)
Biological process (GO): regulation of gene expression
Cellular component (GO): nucleus; super elongation complex
Source: RefSeq, a predicted model, not a curated record